Messenger RNA from Striga hermonthica, 1326 nucleotides. The record is from the annotation of a GenBank genome assembly. Lineage: Eukaryota; Viridiplantae; Streptophyta; Magnoliopsida; Lamiales; Orobanchaceae.
AUGGGCUGGGCUUUGGUAUGCGGGCAAGCCCAUCUUCCUCGAAGAAACAAAAGAAUUGGUGAAAAGCACCACUCGGAGUUCCGAACAGCAACAACAAGAAUCACAUUACACUCGCCGCCGACGCUCAAGCCCGCCGCUCUCGGAGACUACCGCGGCCGUCCUCCCGCCGCCCCUUGUUCGCACGGCUCUCUCACAGGCUCACCCCUCAGUCAUCAGACGAGGAGGAAGAGAGUGACGAUGAAGGAGGAAGUGGAGAUGAGGAACAUGAAGAUGAUGACGACGAGCUUGGAUUUAAUGGACUUGAAGAUGCUGAUGAUGAAAAAUGGGAAAAUGCUAGAUGACAUUGAUAUGGAUGAAACUGAGGACAAUGAUGAUGAUAGUAAGAACAAAGAAAGUCUUUCUACGCAUGAGAAAGAGCUAGCAAAACUUCGUUCUCAGGUAGGCGUGAUGGAGAAAGCAAACUUGGGACCAAAUAUGCAAGGCGAGAGUCUGUCAACACAUGAAAAAGUGCUAGCAAGGCUUCUUACUCAGAUAGUGGAAAUGGGAAGAGCAAACUUGGAACCAAAGACAUGGACAAUACAGGGCUAUUCAAAUCCAGCGAAAGGGGAUGUAGCAAAAGGGAAUGUGGUCGGUGAUGAUCUGGUUAGAGGUAAGCAAUUCACGCCUGACGAAAAUGAAAUUGUCAAAGCCGCUGUUAACGAUUACAUGUUUAGUCACGACUUAGGCGACGAUGGUCUGGACAUGGUCCUCAACUGUAAAAAGCACCGCAAUGUGAGGGGCUGUUGGAAAGAGAUUGGGUCCGCAUUUCCAUACAGACCUUACACGGCCGUAUACUUCCGUGCUCAGUGGACGAAGCUGGCAGCCGAGCUUGGCAAGAACAGAUUUCACGUGAGGGACACGUGGCGGAGGAUAAAAACGGCCAACCGCAAGAAAGGGCACUGGUCACAGGAAGAGUACCAGAAGCUGUUUGACCUUGUGAACAUCGACUUACAGGCGAAGCUUCAAGAAGACAAGAAAUCCAAGUAUGGGAUGCUACGUGACAAUAUCUGCUGGACGACGAUUAGUGAUGAGCUGACAACACGUUCUCAGGCGGUUUGCUGUAUCAAGUGCCUGGACGCGACUUGCAUGGAGGAUGUGGAGUGGGAUGGUGUAGUGGAAGGAAGGAGUGGAGAUGUUUGCCGAAAGCGUUGGAAUCAUAUGGUCAUGCAUUUGGGGUGUAAUGGGCAUAAGCCGUUUGGGGAGCAAGUCGAGAUCUUGGCUCAAAGAUACUGUCCGCAUCUGCUGGAAGCGAGAGAGACUUGGGACAAUAAGCCGAGAGUCCCGUGA